UGUCCUAAUGACCACUAUAAAUGCCCAGAUGGAACAUGCUGCCCCUCUAAACUUGUGUGUGGUACAUCUUGUGCAUUGCAAAAUGGUCAAGUGUGUGUAAAUGGACAAUGCUGUGAUAAAGCUAAAAAAUGUUGCAAUGAAUGUUGUUCUGAUGGACAGACUUGUUGUAAUAAGAAAUGCAUUGAUACCACUUCUGAUCCAAUGAAUUGCGGAUUUGUAGCAACGCUUCCCGGUUGUACUAAUGAUUCGCAAUGUCUCGGUGAUCAAUUAACUAACGGAACGCUGACGUUUCCUGCUGCUGGCAAAUCUAAAAUUAUUUGUAAUACAAUUAUUGACCCUACUGCAACCUGUAUUAGCCCAUGUGGAAAUAAUCCUGAUACACUAUGCACAUGUUGCGCACCUGGUUCUAUG
This is a messenger RNA of Racocetra persica, 411 nucleotides long. The record is from the annotation of a GenBank genome assembly. NCBI's taxonomy places the organism in Eukaryota, Fungi, Glomeromycota, Glomeromycetes, Diversisporales, Gigasporaceae.